AGUUGAACCAAGUUAUUUUUUUGUUAUUUUUUAAAAGUUUGACUAAAUAUAAACGCAACAAGUUCAAAGAUUUUAUUUUACAGUUCAUAUAAGGAAAUCAGACAAUUGAAAUAAAUGAAUUAUGUCCAAAUCUAUGGAUUUCACAUGUAUAGGCAGGGGUGCAGCCAUGGAGAGCCAGGCUCAGCCAAUCAAAAGGAGUUUUUCCCCACAAAAUGCUUAUUACAGACAGAAAUACUGCUCAGCCAAAAAAGGCAACUUCACAUUAAUUUACACUAAAGUCAUUCAAUCCAUUGAGCAUUGACUUUUCCAAAUCUGGAUUAUUUAUUUAUAAGUCGGGGAGAAAAGUGAACAUGCAAUUUAUGAACAAGUUACUAUGGGUGACAUCAGAUCUACUUGAGAUUGAGUGCUUUCCAGACUCUGGCUUCAGCUCACAGUCUUUAUUAAAUCGCUGCAUGAGGUUUGUCUGCUCUCCAAUAGUCCUGCUGACUUUCUGUGCAAUGUCAAACUGGACAUGGGCCCCUUGAAGUUGGAUGAGGUCUUUUGUCGACAUAUACCAAUUAUUUCCAAAGGAUCUGUAAGUAUCUGUGACUUUGUACCAGAAGUAGUUGUAACUGAACUUAAAGCUGCAAUGUGUAACUUUUUGGGGCGACUGGACCAAAUUCACAUAAAUGUGAAUUAUAGAGUUUUCAUUAACAUUGAAUGAUAGAACAGAUCUACCGCUUCUUAGACUAUGUGCACUAUUUAUAUGCUUCCCUGUUUAUACCAGCUUCAAACAGAUACAAUAUAUUUUAGGUUAGGGAAAAUAUAUUUCAGAGGUUAAGAUGGUAAAAUGAUUCUCUAGACAAAGACUGCCAUUUUCACUAGAGUAGCUAUUUCCCGAGUAAGGGCAAGUAAUGUUACUAACCACUGUCUGGGAAAGACAUUCCAGUGGGCGAGUUUGUUUUGCAUGACCCCGGUGCUCCGAGUGGGUGGGGUUUGCUCAUGUUUGAUCAUUCCAUUGGUCCUCCUAAGAAAUGCUCUCCGCUGACCCAGGGCACAGGGCCAUGCAAAGUGAACUCAACAAGUAUUUUCGUAGAAAACAUGUUGCCACCACGUGUUAAUGGUCGAGUUCUAUUUGCAUGGCCCAGUGCCCCAGAUGGGGGGAGUUUGCUUAUUUUAGUCCAUUCCAUUGGUCCCUGUGAAAAAAAAUCUCCACCAACCCGGGGCACCGGCCAUACAAAACGAGCUCCACCACUAGGAAAAAGGGGGCAUGAAUUGUUGACAUAAUUGUAAUCCAAACCCAACCUUAAUUUACUCGUUGUGACGCACAGGUUCUAAACUCAGUUUUUGAAGGUUGCCUUUAUGACCAAAAUUAUCCUGUUUACACUUUGUACAUUUUGACACUUGAUGCCACAUAGGCCGCUUUCAAAUGGAUUAGUUGGUUUGUAGGAGCAGUUGUUCUUUAACUGUUUAAAUGGAAAAUGUUAAAAAUGUGGAUGAAAGUACUGUAUAUUCAAGUAUCCGUAAUAUGGGUAGAUUUUUGGGGCACUUUUUCAGCACUUUUCCACUAACAUUUUAAAGAUGACAUAUACAGUACCUUGCAAAAGUAUUCAGACCCCUUGGAUUUCUUCACAUUUUGUUACAAAGUUUAAAAAAGAAGAAGAUUAAUACAAAUUAUAUAACUCAAAUAUAAUCAUUGCAUAAGUUUUUAGCUCUCUGAGUCAAUAUGUUAGAAAACACCUUUGGCAUCUACAGUUGAGAGACUUCUUGGGUAAGUCUCUAAGAGCUUUGCACACUUGGAUUGUGCAAUAUUUGCCCAUUAUUCUUUUCAAAAUUCUUCAAGCACUGUCAAUAUUUGCAAUAUAUUUUCAAGCAGAUUUAAGUCAAAAUUGAACAUUCACCGUCUUCUUGGUAAGUUUAAGUUACUCCAGUGUAGAUUUAGCCAACACAAAGAUGUGGCUUUGUGUUGGCAUGCUGAAAGGUGAAUUCCUCUCCCAGACUCUGGUUUUCCUCUAGGAUUUUGCCUGUGCUUAGCUCCAUCCAGUUUUUAUCCUGGAAAACUGCCCAGUAUUUGCCAAAGUCAAGCAUACCCAUACCAUGAUGCAGCCACCACCAUGCUUGAAAAUAAGGAGGCAGUUAAUCAGUGUUGUGUUGGAUUUUCCCCGAACAUAAGGCUUUUUUAGGGGAUUUUUUAAAAUUCCUUUGCAGAGUUUUUUUUUGCAGUAUUACUUUAGUGCCUUAUUGCAUACAAGAUGCAUGUUUUGGAAUAUUUUUACUCUGUAUAUUUGUAUUCUUCUUUUCACACUGUCAUUUAGGUCCUUAUUGUGGAGUCACUACAAUGUUAUUGAGUUUCUGGUUUGGAAUUCAUGGUUGGAUGGGGACAUUGUCUUCCACUUGAAGCCAAAACGAUUUUUCCCAGUCGGAUCAAUUUUUUUCCCAGAGUUCCCAGUUGUAGGAGGGAUUCCGAGUUCCUAGUUGUUUUGAACAAGGCAUUAGUCUCCGGGGAGGGACGGAGAGCGCAGCAGAGGGUCCGCCUCUCACAGUCCCAGCUCUCUCCUUCUGUCCCUCCGGUGAGACUGACCAGAGAGAGGGGACACUGUCUUCCACUUGAUGCCGAAACUUGAUUCGCACCGCAUCUUCCUCGUGCCCAAAUUUAUACUGUUCCUAUGACCAAUUAAAGUGAAAUAUUCCUUGAUAUUAAAAUAAACACGACGAGCUGCUAAUAAUAAUAAUAAAAACACAGGGCUAUCGAUACACUUCGCUACUCAUUCAUUACAGCUGCAGCGUGAGUGGAAGUAGGGAGAAGCGUGUUUUAUGUUUUGCAACAGUGUUGACAGUGCUGAAUAAAAUCUUAGACAUGAACUCACUCAUAAAAACAGCAGCUCUUUGCUGUAUUCUUUGAAAGUCUCUCUCUGGUAAUGGUUUUAAAAGUUAUGAAUUCUCUUGAAUCAAACUUUGCUGUGGCCGGGGUCGUUGAGCUACUCAGGCAUCUUUCUAGAGCUCUGACUUUUAGACCUGAAGAUCACUGACGUCAUGAUUUGAUCUCUAGUUUCCAGUUGUCUUGAAAGCACUAUGACCAUCAGAUGCCGGUACCAUCAGUCCAGUAAAAUAAUAAAGCAAAUGAUUUGCAAAUGGUAUCCAUGAUGAACAGUUUAAUUGGGUAGGGUUCAACUUUAGACCUACCCUGUCUCUGGUACACACUCCAGUCCAGUUGGUGGCGGUAAUGCAUCACUAAAAUUCGUUGCCAAACCAUUGAAAAAGUGUAAACGGAAGUGGACUGUGCCAAGACAAAUGUCCACGUUAGCGUUUAUAUUGUUAUUUAGACAUGUAUUAGCACCCUGGAACUCAAAAUAUGACUCGUCUAGCUGCACAGCAUCAUAUACUUACCCCUGGUAGUCUUUAAUUCGCGGUGUAGACGGGACUUGGUUGAUAGAUCUGUUGUUUAGGUAACGCUAACUAUUUAGCUGCUAAUGCUAGCUAAUUGUAUGAUUUUUCAUACUCAGAUAGCCUCCAUCAUGGAGGUGCUAGCGAAUGCAGCCGUGGCAGAGGUCUGUAAACUGGUAGACGACGACUAUGCAGUGUUUCGUUUGGAAAUAACUCAGAGCCAGAAAGAAAACAGUGCAUUGCGGAGGAAACUACAGCUACUGGAACUGAAGAUGGCACGAGAGCGCAUCCUCGCCAGUCGUUCCAGUAGUGUCAAAAUCCUUGACCGAUACAGAGGAAUGGCAAAAGUCCCAAUCACUCUCUCAGGUGAAGGACAUCUCACUGGAGGCCACAGGAGCUUUGUGAAGCCAACGGGACACAAUACAUGGAGAGAUGACCAACCAAUCACUGUUGAUGAGGGGAGUGGAACCUCAACUCAGCACGUUAUCGUGAUAGAGUCUGCAAAUGCAGAAGCUGCAGGUCCUGGGGUCAAGCUGGAGAGGUCUGAAGGAGAUGAGGACCCACGACACAGCAGAGACAUCCAGACUGGAGCAGCGCAUGGAGUGGCGCCCCCUGUAGCCCCCGAGGACCUCACCACCACCGCCGCGUCCCAGGCUAGGACCCUAUGCAGCGUCACGGAGGUCAGUGGAACGCCGAACGCCGUCCUCAAGACAGAGACGGAGACAGAGACUUUAACUGUAACACAAAGGCUCUUACAUACAGCAUCUAACCACCAAUCAGACUCCGAAAGACUGGGCUGUGUUCCUGCUCCAGGCUCAGAGUACUUAAUGGUAUUUCACCAGAGCCAGGGGACAGUUAAUUCCUGUGGAGAUGGUGAUGCGUUAGACACUGGCGGGGAUGAUCUGUCUUGUUCUUACACUACAGAGAUGGACCCUGGCGACAUGCCCUUGGGUUUAGAGACCCAGACUGAUAUGUCUAGAGGGGACUGGAACCGGUACAGUAGUAGUGUAUACUCUGAAGGGUGCCAAGAUAAGAAAGGGGAGGUUAUAGUGGUAGAUGAGGUUACUGUGAAAGUGGAGGGCGACGCUCCUCCCACAUGGAAUGCAGAUGGUCACCUAGGAGACGGACAGUCACAGGGCAGAGAUUUCUUAAAUUACAUGGGAAAUCUAAAUGCCGCCACCCACUCCCCUUUACACACGUUCAGGGAUCGCGACCCAGUGUCCACAUCAAUGGCACCUUCCGAUUCACACGGCCGCGUGAUUUUCGAUCAGGUAUUACAUUUAAACGACAGGGCUAUAGCCCAGGCUUGUGGAGGGGGAGCAACAACGGUCGGGAAAGAGAAACUGGCUAACUGGAAUGCAGACGAGACUCACUUAGGAGAAGGACACUCGCAGGGCAACACUAGUGACUUCUUAGAUUACAGGGAAAGUUUAGAGACAAAUCUAAGUGUUGCAACCCACUCCCCUUUACACCCAAUGUCCACGUCGAUGGCACCUUCCGAUUCACACGGCCAGGUUCUUUUCGAUCAGGUAUUGAACUCAAAAGACCAAAGAGCCAAGGUGCGGAGAGGGGAAGCAACACCGGGCGGUAAAGAGAAGCGGUUCCUCUGCAUGUUCUGUAACAAAGGCUUCAGCUGCUCCCAGAAGGUGGAGAUCCACCAGAGGGUCCACACAGGGGAGAAACCCUUCAGAUGUACCCAGUGUCACAUGUGUUUCACCCAUGCUGGCAACCUGAAGAGGCACCAGAGGGUCCACACAGGGGAGAAACCGUUCAGCUGUGCCCAGUGUCACAUGCGCUUCGCCCAGACUGGUGACCUGAAAAGGCACCAGAGAGUACACACGGGAGAGAGACCGUUCGCCUGUACGCACUGCGGGAAGAAGUUCUCAGAGAGGAGCUACCUCAGGAUACACCAGCAGAAAAACCAUUCUACUCUAUAACAUAGAAAGUAACCAUUCCACUUGAUAGCUUCUGAUGUUUAGAUCAAACCCUGCAUUAAAGGAAAAGUUGAAUUUUCAUUUGUCAGCAGAAAAGAUCCACAGAUGCAUUUGGAAGAACGAGAGCAACAGAUUAAAGUGUUGAAUAUUCCUGGGUAGAAUAUUGCAUCCAGACAUUGUGUGAUAUAUAAGGCAUAUAUACACCUAAAAAGUCUGUUACAUCUUGUGUUUGUACUGUGUAGGUUAUAUGUUGACAUAACUAUUUAAUUACUGUCAUUCAACUACAAUUUUUUUAAAUAUUAAGACACUUUUAAUGAGAAGAUUAUUACAUUUUAUGUAGUUUAUCAAGUUCAUGAUGAUUUUUAUUUGAGGCAUGUGUAUAUGUGGUUUUCAUAUGGUGUAUUUAAAACUUGUUCAUCUUUAAUAAACCCAAAAUGGGACUUUUCAGUCUGA
This is a messenger RNA of Salvelinus fontinalis (brook trout), 5750 nucleotides long. Its product is annotated as zinc finger protein 229-like. Gene Ontology annotation, biological process: regulation of transcription by RNA polymerase II. Bases 3450 to 5300 code for a protein of 616 amino acids. The transcript is spliced from 3 exons. The record is from RefSeq and is a predicted model, not a curated record. NCBI's taxonomy places the organism in Eukaryota, Metazoa, Chordata, Actinopteri, Salmoniformes, Salmonidae. Gene Ontology annotation, cellular component: nucleus. Gene Ontology annotation, molecular function: DNA-binding transcription factor activity, RNA polymerase II-specific; RNA polymerase II cis-regulatory region sequence-specific DNA binding.